GGCAAUGCUCUGGAUUAGCAGGCCAUCAGACCAAUUGGGAGGAUGCAUGGCGCAUCGGCUCCUCGCUCGCGGGGCUUUCUUGCUUUUGCCUUGGGCUGCCUAGUCGAGAGGAACGUCACGUGCUGAUGCUGCGCCUUGCACCGGCGAGGGGCCUCAGGUCAUUCUAGGAGCGCAGCGCAGCGCAGCGCAGGCCUUGCCAUCUUUACUGCUGAGGAAGCCAGUUGAUGUCAGCAGGAAGCCCCUGCAAAAAGGAUCAUGACCUUAAGAGCCUGUGGCUUGAUUAUCUUCAGGAAAUUGCACGAGGUGUCUGCUGCUGCUGUCGGGGACAACAUUGAAUAUCUUCUGCUGCAAACAUCCUACGGGACUCAUCACUGGACCCCUCCAAAAGGCCAUGUGGACCCAGGGGAAGAUGACCUGCAGACAGCCCUCCGGGAGACCCAGGAGGAAGCUGGGCUGGAUGCUAGUCAGUUCACCAUCCUUGAAGGGUUUAAGAAGGAACUGAACUACACCGUGAAAGGCAAACCCAAAACGGUCAUUUACUGGCUGGCUAAAAUGAAAGACAACAGCGCAGAGAUCAGACUCUCGUCAGAGCACCAGGCCUUUCGCUGGCUGGCCCUCAAUGAGGCCUGCAAGCUUGCGGGAUACAAGGACAUGCAGACUACCUUUAGAGAGGCACAGCAGUUUCUCUGCUCCCAAGCGUGAGAGAGUGCAGGAGUGUUUUAGGGGUGAUUUUUGCAUGCCAAUUCUAUAAGAAUAAAAUCAGAAAAUUGGUAAA
Molecule: messenger RNA, 775 nt
Organism: Hemicordylus capensis (graceful crag lizard)
Lineage: Eukaryota; Metazoa; Chordata; Lepidosauria; Squamata; Cordylidae
Gene: NUDT2
Product: nudix hydrolase 2
Exons: 3
Coding region: 256-702 (148 amino acids)
Biological process (GO): ATP biosynthetic process; AMP biosynthetic process
Molecular function (GO): bis(5'-nucleosyl)-tetraphosphatase (asymmetrical) activity
Source: RefSeq, a predicted model, not a curated record